Molecule: messenger RNA, 1250 nt
Organism: Paramecium tetraurelia
Lineage: Eukaryota; Ciliophora; Oligohymenophorea; Peniculida; Parameciidae
Exons: 3
Biological process (GO): phosphatidylcholine biosynthetic process; phosphatidylethanolamine biosynthetic process
Cellular component (GO): cytoplasm
Molecular function (GO): ethanolamine kinase activity; choline kinase activity
Source: RefSeq, a predicted model, not a curated record
AUGAACUCAAGAAGUACACAUCUCACUGAAUAUGCGAUUAAACAUAUUAUUGCAGACCAAUUCACCUCCUGGCAAACAAUCAAUCCAUCAGAAAUCUAAAUAUCAAGACUGGCUGGGUUGACCAAUAUCACCUACAAGGUCGAGACCCAAGUAGAAGUCAUGCCCAGAACUAUAGUGUUUAGAGAAUUUGGAAAUGCAGAAGGAUUUGUGGAUUCCAAAUAAGAGCGAAUCAUCUUCAAAACUAUAUCUGAUUUGGAGUUGGGUCCCAGACAAUUGCAAUGUGGUGAUAUUUGGAGGAUGGAAGAAUUCGUUACCAAUGGAGUGCAUCCAACCAAUGAGAAGAUGGGCUCACCUUUAUUUCAAUUCAAAUCGAUGGGAGUCCUAUAAAAGUUUCAUUAGAUGGAAAUACCCAUUCCCAAUGAUGGCACUUCACUGAUUCUUAACAAAACCCUAUCAAAGAAUAUGAAACAUAAUGUUAUGAGGAAGAUUGAGAAAAGAGACUUGUACACAGAUGUGGAGCUCAAACAAUUAGAAAACAUUGAGUAAUUAUUGAACAACGACGAGGAAUUCAAAUAUUUGGAGGAGAUGAUUCAGAAGGAAAAUGACGAAGAGUUAAAAUUUUGUCAUAAUGAUUUAAAUUAAUUAAACAUAUUUAGUACCACAAAAAAAGACAAAGAAAUAGUCUUUAUUGAUUAUGAGUAUUGUUCCUACAAUUAUCCCUCCUAUGAUAUAGCCAAUUUCCUAAAUGAAUCUGCCAUCAACUAUUAAUAUGAAGAGGAGCCCUUUUACUAACUGGUUGAUGAAAACUUUGAUACUGCCCCUAUCUAAGCUCACUAUUUAGCUUUAAGUUAUCUACUUCAUUAGGUUUGUCAGGAUAAUAAUGAGAUCAACUCAAUUGCUGGUCUAAUCACUUAAAAAACUAAUAAAAAUAAAGAUGAAUUAAACACUUUUAUCAGUUUGAUUAAAUAGAUUUUGGCUCAAAGGAUGAAUGAAUAAUAGAUUAAUGAAUUGUUUUAAUCGGUAUCAUAUUUGAAGAGAAGAAUUAGAAGAUUGCAAAUGAUUUCCAAUUUGAAUUGGGUUUGGUGGAGUGUUCUACUUGCUCAUGAGAAGAAUUCCUUGAAUUUCGAAUACAUUGAUUAUGGAUUUUUGAGAUUCAAAAUGUUUGAGAGACUCUUGGAACUGGAAAAAGAAAGAAAAACUAUUGAAUGAAAUUGAAUUUGUAAUUAAAACAGUGUUAUAUUAUAAAAUUA